UAUCAGAAUACAUGUAUCAAAUCGUCGUCAGUACAAGAUUGAGUACACAUUAGGGGCCAUAGAAAUGAAAAUCUAUACUGGCCGAAACUAUUCAAAAUGCAAGGAAAUAAGUCCCUAGCUGCGUCAAUAUUCGCGCCGAAAACGCCUGGUCCCUCGAACCCAAUUCCAUCUUCGUCUCCGGCUUUUGGAACACCUGCCCAUACUCUCAAACCGUUUGCUAUAGCGCCACCAACCAAGGCCACCAUCCUACCGAUUCUCCUCCCGCCCGCCACUUUAAGACCUCUAGCAUUCCGAACUUUCACGAAAAAGCACAGCUUAACUCUAACCUCGACCGCCCUACAAGAAUUAGCAACCUUCAUCGGCCGACAUUGCGGUUCAGGAUGGCGUGAAGAGGGGUUAGCGGAGAAAGUCUUAGAGGAGGUGGCUAAGAGCUGGAAGAACCGAAAUGGAGGCGUUAUAGUGGAUGGUUCCAGUCAGGAGCUGAAAGAAAUCCUGAAAACGCUAGAAGGAAAUAUGAGUGGUGGUAGAAUAUCAACAGGACGGGAACUAAAUCGACAGAAUAGUCUAGCCCUAGACUCCAGCCAGGAGCUCGAUUUAUCAAACACAAGACUAGGACUAAGGCCGGCAAAGCAUCUAUCUCGCAAUGACACCGAAACAAGUUUUGGUAUAUCAGGGUUAGGUGUUGAAGAAAACGAGCCGGACGAGGAAGGCUUAAAUCAUCCGAGGCAUUGGUUGAAGGUUGUGAGUGCAUACGAUCAACCGCGCAUGCUAUACAAUGUUACAAAAAAACACUUUGAAAAGGACCCGUCUAAACCAUCUCUAAUGCCACCAGCAUCCCACAAGACGACUUUAUUCCGAAAUAGAUAUAAUGUCAUACACCAAAGACUUCUCCGAAACGAAUCCUUUCAAAGCUCGACCGUAGCCACCACAAAAGCAGCCCCAUCCCUAAAACGAUCUAAUUCUUCCAGUCUCACGACCCAACAAACCUACAAAAUCACACCAAUCGCAAACCUCCUCGGCCGACAUGGCAGCCACCAUAUGCUUCUGGGUCUGCUAUCGAUCCUACCAACAGGUGGCCUAGCGAUAAGCGACCUAACGGGAACUAUCUCGCUCGAUCUAUCGCAAGCCGUAGCCCUACCCGAAGACUCGGCAUGGUUCACUCCCGGCAUGAUCGUACUCGUCGACGGCGUUUAUGAAGAAGAGGAAGAAUCAACAGGCAAGGGCCUUGGCGGUAGCAACGGUGUAGGCGGCAUAAUCGGCGGCCGCUUUCAGGGUUUUUUCUUAGGUCAACCGCCGUGCGAAAAGCGCAAGGCAACCCUCGGAGUUAUCAACGGUCCCGACGACCACACCAUCGGUGGCGGGUUCGGAUGGAUCGACUUCCUAGGCGUAGGAAGUGAGCGUGCCGUCGGCUCCAAAAUGCGCAAACUGGAAGCGCGUCUCGCCCGACAAGCUCGACAACAGGCUGCCCUCGCCGACCCCGACUCCACCAUCACCUCCACCUCCGCAACCCCGAGCCGCACCCGCGUCGUCAUCAUCGGCGAACUUAACCUCGACCAACCGCGUGCCCUACAAGCCCUACAUAAAAUCCUAACUCUCUAUUCAACCGAGCCCGAGGGCUCCACACCCAUGUCUUUCGUGCUCGCUGGCAACUUCACGCGGCACGCAGUCAUGGCUGGGGGAGGCGCUUCCGGCGCCUCGGUAGAGUACAAAGAGUACUUCGACGCGCUAGCCUCCGUGCUCUCGGAUUUCCCCACACUUUUAUCGACAUCCUCAUUCGUAUUCCUCCCCGGCGACAACGACGGCUGGGCCUCCGCUUUCGGCGGAGGAGCCGCCGUCCCGUUGCCUAGGGGCAAAGUACCGGACAUGUUCACAAGUCGCGUCAGAAGAGCGUUCGCAGCCGCAAACGCGGAGGCGGGGAUCGCCCCCGGAGGAAAAGAAGGAGACGGAAGGAAAGGCGGCGAGGCGAUUUGGACGACGAAUCCGAGCAGAUUAUCUGUGUUCGGUCCGAGCCAUGAGAUCGUGCUCUUCCGCGAUGAUAUGUCGGCGCGGCUGCGACGCACGACGGUGCGGUUGAAAUCUUCCUCUAGAUCCGCGGAAGAAGAAGACGAGUCUGCGCACCCGGACAAUGAUGACGACGUGGAUAUGGCGAAUGCGCUCGACGGCGCGGAUUCAAUGGACGUUGAUUCCGCGCCGAACAGACACGCGAAAUCCGACCCGGAGAUCCCGCACGACGUGCACUCGGCACGUAAGUUGGUUAAGACGGUCUUGGAUCAGGGAUACCUGUGUCCCUUCCGCCACGCGAUUCGCCCUGUGCAUUGGGACCAUGCCGGCGCGCUGCAUUUAUACCCGCUGCCGACGGCGAUGGUGCUCGCGGACCCGACGGCGCCGCCGUUUUGUGUCACGUACGAGGGGUGUCAUGUCAUGAACCCCGGCGCUGUGCUGGUUACGGGGCGCAGAGGCGUGGGGCGGUGGGUUGAGUAUGAGUUGGGGGGCACGGGACGGGUGAGGGAGUGUUUGUUCUAGAGGGUGAGGGGAAUGUGGGUGUUUAUAUCUGAAAUGUUCAAUGUUAAAAACUUGGAAGGCAUUCGUAAACGUGAUGAUGAUGGAUGGGGCAUAGCAUGGCAUUCUGGUAAUAAUAC
Molecule: messenger RNA, 2639 nt
Organism: Annulohypoxylon maeteangense
Lineage: Eukaryota; Fungi; Ascomycota; Sordariomycetes; Xylariales; Hypoxylaceae
Product: DNA polymerase alpha/epsilon subunit B-domain-containing protein
Exons: 2
Coding region: 97-2523 (808 amino acids)
Biological process (GO): error-prone translesion synthesis; DNA-templated DNA replication
Cellular component (GO): epsilon DNA polymerase complex
Molecular function (GO): DNA binding
Source: RefSeq, a predicted model, not a curated record